Molecule: messenger RNA, 700 nt
Organism: Orbicella faveolata
Lineage: Eukaryota; Metazoa; Cnidaria; Anthozoa; Scleractinia; Merulinidae
Cellular component (GO): endoplasmic reticulum
Molecular function (GO): procollagen-proline 4-dioxygenase activity
Source: RefSeq, a predicted model, not a curated record
AUCACAGCACUGUCACAGAAGUUUAUUUUCAUACGUCAACUCAUUGACCAAUAAGUAAAGAGUUUAUUUAAAACUGUGCGGGUUGCUCUGAGGAAGAAAUGAAGGUACAAGCAACAUGUUAUGAAUUUUUAACUAUAAUUUUUAUUUUCUUCGAAAAUUCAUUCUCACCGAAAGCGGCUUUAAAGUCGUGUACUUCAAGAUUAGGCUCGAGCAGACUGUGAGAGAGAUGAUUUAUUUUAUAAGUUUUUCAGCUUUGGUGAUCUUUUCGUUGCCACAAUCACGUGGGCAAGAUUUUACUCUCACCCGGGAAAAUGUGAACGCACUUCAAAAACUUGAGGAGCGGUUACUGCCCGCGCUAGAUGAAUUCAUUACCAACAAAGAGGAGAAUUUGAAAGAACUCGAAAGGAUGAUCAGUCAAACGGAAACUGUUAAGACACUGUCUAGUGAAAGUAUUGAAAGUUACCUAGGGACACCGUUAAAUCAAUACUUCACUAUCAAGAGGUUUAUCGACGAUUGGGGAACUCUUACAGAACUUAUGGACUCGGAUAGUUCCAACAAAAAUCUACUCUCCCAAAUAAGGAAAGAGGAGAAUGUGCUCCCAGGCCAGGCCGAGCUCAACAAUGCAUUAUGGGACCUGGAGAAAUCAAGUGGCAUUGAUCCAGAGGGUUAUCGGGUAUUUUUAUGACGAACAAUGUAACAU